Molecule: messenger RNA, 6696 nt
Organism: Lethenteron reissneri (Far Eastern brook lamprey)
Lineage: Eukaryota; Metazoa; Chordata; Hyperoartia; Petromyzontiformes; Petromyzontidae
Gene: ZZZ3
Product: zinc finger ZZ-type containing 3
Molecular function (GO): zinc ion binding
Source: RefSeq, a predicted model, not a curated record
GCGGCGCGGCCUGUGCCACUAUGGCUUUUGUUCCCGCGUCUCGGCGCUGAGCUGCCCGCUCGCAGCAGCAGCAGCAGCCGCCUCCUCCUCCUCGUCGUCGCCGCUCCUCGCUGCUCGCUGUCGUUCUCGGCCGUCUUGGGUUCAACAUCUGUGUGAGCGGCGCGGACUGCAGCAUGCUGACGGCGCUGGGCGGGAGAUGGCCGCUCCAAGACCACAGCGCCUGACGCGCUCCACCGCCAGCGGCGGCGGCGCCAACGGCCUCGACGACAAUUUCUGCGGCCGCAGCCUCCGCAACCGCACCGUCAGCUUCCCUCCCCCGGUCCCACCGGUGCCCCCCUCGGUGCCCACGCCGCCCGUACCGGUCUUCGCGCCGCCGGCCCCCGCGCCGCCUCCCCCCGGCGAGGACGAGGCCUCUCAGGCGUCCAGGACGACGCAGGCCGCCGCGGCGGGGCCGCCGCCGCCGGCGCCACCGCCAACGCGGUGCAGGCCCGAGUCUGGGGUGGCGCCAGCGGCCACGGGGCCCGGACCGGCAGCCGGAGCCGGAGGCGGAGCGGCCGGGGGGCGCGACGGCUCGUGCUGGACCCCCGGGACGCGCAAGCGCACGCCUUCCUCCAAGGACACGGAACUGUCGCCCUCCUCGGCUGCCGUGGUGGCGGUGGCGGCGGCGGCGGCCGUGCCUCCGCCGGUGCCCAAGCGAGCCAAGCGCUGCUCUCGUUCGGAGACCAUUGAGCCGACGAGUGGGGACAGGAAGAAGGAGGCGCUGCCGAUUACCCCCGGUGUGUGCAGCGGCGGAAAAAACGCUGGAACAACUGAGAAUUCCAUCCAGGAUUGCGCCAAUGAUGAUGAUGAUGACGACGAAGGCAGUGGUGGUGGUAACAAAUGCGAGGCACAGGACAAUCUGCUGGUCCGCUUGGACAACGGUGGCCUGGACGCUGUGGAAAAGGCCAGCGCCACCCCCAUUGCCAGCGCCGACAACGCGGAGACCACGAACGGAUGCGAUAGCGACGCGCGGGGCGCGGUCUUGGUGACGGGCGAGCUGGUGUCCGAGUUGAGCGAGCUCGCGAACGGAGGAGCCAGCAUUUGCGCCGAGCCCACACCACACCUCGCGCCCCCCUGUGCCGCGUCACCACCGGUGGGGCUGUGCGUGGAGGAGGCUCGCACAGCUGGUACAAGUGCCACGACGGCGCACCAGCCCCACGGUGUGAAAGCACCAGCCCCGGACCAUGUGGGCGCGGUCACGGAGGGAUGCCCAAGCUCUCCUGACCGACAACAGCAGCAGCAGUGUAAAGCACCUGGAGUCACCGUGGUUGCAUCUCCCGCUACCACCGCCGCCCCACCGGUAGCUCCCAAAACGCCGCUGAGGACUUCGCCGCGAAAGGGCAAAGGUCGGCACGCGGGCCAGGCGGCUGCGGCGGCAGACAGUGUGGCCGGAGCAUCGCCCGGCCCUACCGAGAUGCCGCAGAAGGCGGAGGCGGUGAGCGAGGCGACUUGUGCGAUGGUGGCGCAAGCAGAGGCCUGCGAGAAAGCGAGCAAAGUGCAGCCGGCGCCAGAGGUAGAGGAACCGGAGGAGGAGCAGGAGGAAGAGGAGGAGGAUCCAGAUGUGUAUUACUUCGAGUCGGAUCACGUGGCCUUAAAACACAACAAGGACUACCAGCGGCUGCUACAAACCAUCGUGGUGCUGGAGGCCCAGCGAGCGCAGGCCAUCCGCGACGUGGACAGCAUGACAGCACAGCAGCGUGCCGCGCUAGCUGACCCCAUCACCUUCGUGCAGCAGAUACAGAACAAGGAACCUCUGGGCUUGCCAACACCACAGAGGGUGGUGCAGCUGCCUCCGCUGGCGUGGGACCAUUACACGUCGGGGGUCGCCGCCUUCCCCAUGGAGGAGGCCUCCGGCAAGAGGCACUGCACACGCAGACUCAAGCUCAGCUUCGACAAAGGCUACCCAAUACGUCCGGCAAGUCCUCUCGACGUUUCCAAACGGAAAGCGUGCAUCGAGGGCCCACGGGAGGCCGAGGGCGAGUCUCAGGGCGUGCCGAAGUUGUUCCCGCCCCUCGCCGAGGCCGCCAGCUCCUCGGCCGCUCUUCCCCCUAACAGCAACAACAACGGUGGCGGCAGCAGCGGCAGCAACAACGUCAACAACAUUUGCAGCAACAACAGCAACAGUGGCAGCAACAGUGGCAGCGAGUGCAGUCUGGGGGGUGACGGGCUGACGCCGGGGUCAUCGCACAUGGGGCUCGUGGUACGGGGACGUCUGUGCGAGGGCCAAAAGCCUGAGACGUUCAACCAGCUGUGGACGGUGGAGGAGCAGAAGCGGCUCGAGGAGCUGCUGGUGCAGCACCCGCCCGAGGAAGUGGAGGCUCGGCGCUGGCAGAAGAUCGCCACCGCCCUUGGCAACCGCACACCCAAGCAGGUGGCCAGCAGAGUGCAGAAGUACUUUAUCAAGCUGGCUAAGGCCGGCCUGCCCGUGCCCGGGCGCACUCCCAACCUCUUCAUGUACACCAAGAAGCAGCAGGGCCCCAGCCGCCGCCACCACCCGCUCAACCGCCACCUCCUCAGGCCGUCGACAUUCAUGAGCUCCCACCACCCGCCCGUCUACAUGGAGGAGGAGGAGGACGAGGAGGGUGACGAGGGCUGCAUGCACGGCCUCGUGGGAGGCCGCAUGGGGGCGGCCGUGGACGACGACUCGUCGGAUGAGGAGGGAAUCCCGCCGGCGCUCAGGCUCACGCCCGAGUACCAGGAGCUGGUGCAGCUGAAGCGCCUGCGCAGGCAGAGGCUGGAGGCGAUGCAAGCGCAGAGCGCGUACGUGCAGCACCACGGAUACAAGUGCGACGCGUGCGGUGCGGAGCCCAUCCAGGGCGUGCGGUGGCGCUGCAGCGAGUGCCCCGCCGAUCGCACCAUCGACUUCUGCGACUCCUGCGCCGACUGCCUGUACGAGACGGACUCGCACAAGGCGGCGCACAGGCUGGAGCCCGUGUACCGCGCCGAGUGCGGCCUCCUGGACCGAGACUACUGCAUGGCGGAGAGCGGCAGCUACAACUAUUUGGACCCCAACUACUACCCGGCCAACAGGUGAAGGGGGACGGCCACGCCCCUCCCAAGCCACCUCCCCCACAAACGCUGGAGGUCACCACCCCACGGCCCCCCCACCCCGCCCGACCUGCGGAGAGCGAGCCGCCGUGAGCCGACUCGAACUCCGACCGGGACUUUAGCUCCUCCCACCUCUGGCGUCAGCUGUUCCGCAACGCCUGCGCGGCCGUCGCCGCGGUCGCGGUUGUUGCGGUCGCGGCGGCGGUUGUGGUUGGCGGUGGGUCGAUGUUCUCGGCCAGCGUUGACCAGACUCUGGACGCCCAUCUGGGACUCGCGCUCCGCGUGGUUUCGCCCAUUUCCAGCGACCGCGCAGCCGUCACUCCGGUCGUGGCGGUGGCGGCCGCGCCGGACAGAAGUGGCCGUGGUUGAGGGAUGCCGAGCACAAACCUCGGUGUUCACUCCGAAAGUGGCGAGCGGGCGGGCCGGCGAGCGGGUGGGCGGGCGGGCAGGCGUGUGGGCACUUGUGUGGGCGCAUGGGCGAGUGUGUGGAGUUCGUUUUUUUCAUGGGGACUCAAGUGUGUGUGAGUGCGUGAGUGUGAAUGGAGGGAAAAUCUUUACGUGUGGACGUGUCUUGGUGUGUUGUGGUGUGUGUAUGUAUAUAUUCAGUGUGUGUUACGGAGUGUAUGUAUGGGUGUGCGUUGUUGUUGUCUGUAUGUGUGUGUGUGUGUACAUAGCGUUUGAGUGGGGGUGUGUGUAUUUGUGCGUGUGUACGAGUGAUCGGUGUGCUGUACCGUGCGUGUGUAUAUAGCGUGUACGAGAGGGCUGUGUGAGUGGGCGCGCGUGUGUGUGUGUGUUUUGUUACUCUACUCCAUGACCGAGAGGCUACUCGGAAGCCUUUGGCAGUAAACUUGUGUUCCGAUUGUACCUUUUAUACGACGCAGACAUUCCUUUGCUGUGGGCUUUGUGUGUUCCUCUCCUCGGUCUCGCUGCCUCGACGGGCGAUUUCACAUUUCGUUUCACGUCAUUUCCGAUCUCCUUCGCUCUCAGUGUUGUCAAACGAGGUGUUACGGCCGGUGAUGACUACGACACUUCCCCCGUCUCUCUUUCGCUUCAUGCGCUCUCUUCGCUCAUCCCACGCGCUGCAUUACUCCCCAAUUACCCCUGUACGUUCGCUCCCCCCGCCCGCUCCCAAGCUCCCCCCCCUCUCCUGCAUCUGCCCAGCAGUGUUUUCGUAUCGUCUAAAACAUUUCACUCGCCGUCACAUUCGCAACUUGUGUACCCAUUUUCCACCGGCGCGUCGGAGCCGAGCCAGCGCGGGGGACCCUUGCUUCACGGGGUGUUGACCGCUGGCUUCGUGCCGUGCUGAGCCGAGCCAGAACGCUGGCCUCACAAGACAUCUGAAUGUGGCCAAGUAGGGCCAGCGAUGAUGAUGAUGCGUCCGUUGUACGCGACAUCGGUCAGUUCGUUUUGAGCGUGGUGUCACCGUGCCGUCUAGACGAAACUGUAAUCGUUUAUCGGCACGUGACGUUCGCGGCACGGCUCGAAAAACAACCUGGCACCCUCCUGAGCCGCCCAGGACUGGCUCGGUACGGCCACGGCACGGCUCGGAUGUGCUGUGGAAAAAAAGCGGUGUUAUUACGGAGAAGGUAAAAAUCUGUAGAAGGAACUGCUUCCUUCGGGUGACGCCUUCAGGCUCCGGUCGGAAGGAACGCGAUGCACGACAGACGUGGUUAAAUUACAUUCCUCGGCCACUGCGCGCAACCCUCGGUAUUGUCCAAAAUCUACAAAUAAUCGAGGUUUCUUCAAGGAAGACUCGGCCCAAAACAGCUUUUGUAGACCUUUGCCCUGUGUCCCGGGCUGACCGACACGAGUUCUAAUGUUCACUCACGAGAACAACUUUAAAUCGACUUUUAGGAGUGCCACCAUAGUAGCAUCCUAUUGCCGCCACUGCUGUGAUUCAGCCCAUCAGCCCUCUUGGGGACUACCGCUUUGUGGGCAAGCCGACGGUGUUUGUCCUAUGGAUAGACUCGCCCCCACCAUAUGAACCUGGAAUUUCCAUUGCUCGCUUGGCUGCAAACAGAAUACGAGUUCCAUCUCAAUGCUCAUUUGAGCAGGAAAUCACUGCGACGUUUCAUUUGCCCGCAGUGAACUAUUGUACUGAAACAGCGACGUCACCGGAAGCCCAUCUAAAAGUCACUUUAAAGUUUCCUUCUCGCUAACGAACCCUCGGACUUGCGGCGGACAUGCACGGGCACACGCCCGCGGCACGUGCCUGCACGCUAGCCACCGUGUUCGCUUUGGGCUGCGGCUCCCGCUGACGAUCCUUUCUCAGCAGCUGCCCCCUCGGUUGCCCGGGGCGCUUGCCCCAAAACACUUGGAAGGGGUUCGGCUGCCUUAGGAGCUUCAGCGCCGCCGAGUCGUGCGUCCCACGUGGGUUCUCACCAUCGCCACAACAACAGGCGGCUACUGCUGCUGUUGCCGCCAGUCUUCGGGUAUUUUUAUUAAUAACCCGCGGUUGUGAUCAGUCCAGACUCUGGGUUAAUGAGUUUUGUCACGUGCGUAUGUGUGCGCGAAGUUCUUUGAAGGUGCCAUGGCUUUAGUUUGUUUUUUUGCCAGCCACACUUUGUGCAGUUGCGCACUGUUUAUUUAAAACAAAGUAUAAAUUGAAAUUAAAGUAUAUUGAAAAAGUUAAUAUGAAUAACAUCUUAAGAGUUUGAAAUUGUACAUAGAACCUUUGUAUGAAAACUGACCGUGUCCCUCCGCUUAGCGGAGUCUCUGUGAGUUUCCGGCGCACAUCCCAGCCAGCCACCCCUCCUCCCCCCCCUUCCUAACCCAACCUAAUUAAAAAAAAGAUUUUAAAACGUGUUAAAGAGGGAGAGCGAGCGGCGAGGAGCUCACGAGUCCAUGGGUGGCUGCCCCGGUGCCACCCGGUACGCGAUGGGCUGCCCGCCUUCGACGGUGGGCGGCGCUGCGGUGCCAAAUACCGCUGCUCUGAAGCAUACCGUUACAGCCAAUCGGGUGCCCCGAUCCCUUUCUUCCCAUAUGGUUACCAGCUACGCCCAUGAGCCUGCCCCAUCAAUGCUGCUACUGAUCUGCGUUGGGGUUCCUCGCGGCUGGCACAGCCGCGUGGCUCCUCCCCCAGCGUGCGCUCGGGUUUUAGCGAUGACGCCCGACGUUUCGCCCCCGCGUGCCGGGGGAGCUUCUUCAGGCGGGCAAACAGGCACGUGGGGCGAAACGUCUGACGUCGCGCCGAACAACGCGUGGUACGACCAGAAAACGCAUUAGGACAGCCGCGCUAUUCUCCGGGGCGACAAUCAUGGAGUCAUUCCUACUGCGUUUUUUCCUUCAAAGAAAAGAAAGACCAUACUUCAGCCAAUCGGCUUCUGCUAACACUAACUGUACUGGCCACCUUUGCCCAUAUAUAGUUAUACCAUGCCGCCCUCGUCACGCCCCCCUCGGCCACAGCGAGUUCCGAUUGGCCGCGACUUUGUUUUUGAGAGGUGGCAGCGGCGUUUGUGACUGGCAGAGCUUCCUCUCGCGAGUUGCGUUCAUUAAUCGUAGCGACCAUAGCGACGUUUGUACAGCACUAGACAUGUUUAUAUUGUCACGUGUAAAAUAAAAAAAAUCUGAAAUAAAGAAAACAUUUCAGCGCCUGAGCGUUAAAGGAAA